Synchytrium microbalum is the source of this 3813-nucleotide messenger RNA. Its product is annotated as asparagine---tRNA ligase. Bases 1 to 3813 code for a protein of 1270 amino acids. The transcript is spliced from 17 exons. Gene Ontology annotation, biological process: asparaginyl-tRNA aminoacylation; regulation of DNA-templated transcription; DNA-templated transcription. The record is from RefSeq and is a predicted model, not a curated record. Lineage: Eukaryota; Fungi; Chytridiomycota; Chytridiomycetes; Synchytriales; Synchytriaceae. Gene Ontology annotation, cellular component: cytoplasm. Gene Ontology annotation, molecular function: DNA-binding transcription factor activity, RNA polymerase II-specific; ATP binding; zinc ion binding.
AUGGCUGACGAACUGGCUCACGACGUAGAGGACGUGACAUUAGAGGAUGACGAUGAAGCCACUCCUGGCGGUGGAAACAAGGAGUUGCCAACAUUAUACGUUGAUGAAACUCAAGGCUCUGAUUCCGAUGGAAGAGGCACUGCCAAACUCCCUUACAAAUCCGUCCUCACUGCUCUCGAAUCCAUCCAAGGUGGAAAAUGUUAUGUCUUUGUCAGGAAACGUGUCGAUGCAGACUAUGCUGAGAUCAGCGGCGCUGCACUGAAAAAGGCCAGAAAGACUUAUGAAGGCAACCUGAAGAAGGCUGAAAAGGCUGCUGAAAAGGCACGUAUGGAAGAAGCUGAAGGAGCUCAGCGUGCUGCUGAAGAAGCUGCACGUAUUGAAGCUGCAAAAUCUAUCGUCCUAUCACAAGAUACCUCGCUGCCAACUGCCACAAAGAUCAAGAUCAAAGAAACAGUAAACCAUCGUGGUGGUCGUGUCUGUGUUUCUGGAUGGGUUCAUCGCCAUCGUGUUCAAUCCAAGGACUUGGCAUUUGUCGUCAUUCGAGAUGGUACUGGAUAUCUUCAAUGUGUCUUGUCUGGCCGCUUGAACCAUACUUUUGAUGCUUUGACACUGACAAUGGAAUCUACCAUAACGGUGUAUGGUACUAUCAAAGAGCUACCUGAAGGAAAGAAGGCCCCAGGAAAUCACGAGCUAGUGACUGACUAUUGGGUCAUGGUUGGAAAGGCUCCUGGUGGAGAUGAUGCCAUUGCAAACAAAGUUGGACCAAAAGCAUCCCCUGAUCUGCUUUAUGACCAAAGGCAUCUAGUGAUUCGAGGUGAAGACACCUCCACCAUCUUGAAAAUGAGGGCAGCCGUCCUGAGGGCUUUUCGAGAUUUCUUUGACUCUCGAGAAAUGACUGAAGUCACACCACCUCUAAUGGUACAGACUCAAGUCGAAGGUGGUUCUACUCUUUUUGAAUUCAAGUACUAUGGUGAAUCUGCAUACUUGACGCAAUCAUCCCAGUUAUAUUUAGAGACAUGUCUUGCAUCGCUGGGUGAUGUAUACUGUCUAGCAGAAUCCUUCCGGGCCGAAAAGUCACACACUCGUCGUCAUCUCUCUGAAUACACUCAUUGUGAAGCUGAAUUGGCAUUUAUAACAUUUGAUGAUUUGUUGAACGCCAUUGAGGAUAUGGUGGUUGGUGUAAUUGAUCGAAUCAUGGCUUCUCCAACUCAUAAGAAGUUGUUGGAAUCACUCAACCCCGGCUUCCAACCACCCAAGAAGCCCUUCCGAAGGAUGCAAUAUUCUGAAGCUAUUCAGUGGCUGCGAGAUCAUAAUGUGACUAAAGAUAAUGGUGACUUUUACGAAUUUGGGGAAGAUAUACCCGAAGCUCCUGAACGACGUAUGACGGAUACUAUCGGAGAGCCUAUAAUGCUCUGCAGGUUCCCCGCUGAAAUCAAAAGCUUUUAUAUGAAGCGAGAUCCUUUAGAUCGUCGUUUGACUGAGAGUGUUGAUUUGCUAAUGCCUGGUGUUGGUGAAAUUAUCGGAGGCUCCAUGAGGAUUUCCGAUUUGGACGAAUUACAAGCCGCAUUCAAGCGAGAAGGUAUUGAUCCUGCUCCAUACUACUGGUUUUCGGAUCAGCGCAAAUAUGGCACUUGUGAACACGGUGGAUUUGGACUGGGUCUGGAGCGUUACCUAGCUUGGUUGUUGAACCGUUAUACAGUGAGAGAGGUUUGCUUGUACCCACGGUUUGUCGGCAGAUAUCGAUGUGAUGGAAAAGAUCCUUGCUCUGGAUGCUCAAAGGGCGGCCUGGAAUGUGUAUACACUCCACGUCCCGGUCAACGUCGAGGCAAUGCUGCCGAAGUAGAAAAGGAUCAACUUCAACAACAGCCAAGCUCGUCUCAAGCGCCAGCUGAAACGCAACAUGCUCCAAAAGCCGCAAAUCAAAGGACAAGAUAUAUUGGAGAGCUCAAGGCAAAGCUAGCACAAUUACAAUCUGUGGCUGACACGAUGAAUGUCGUACUCCCUACAAAACGAACUAUUAUAGACAUGUUUCCUCCAUCAGCACCAACUCCCGCAUAUCCUAGUCCAACCACUAAAGACGAGGAUCACGUCAUGUCAUAUAAUCUUCCACCAUCUGCUAUACAGACCGACACUCCCAUCAAUAAUAUAUCACCUCGUCUUGAGAAGCUUCGAGCUGCCGAAUAUGCUGCAGGGCUUCAACUAGUAGGGCCACGUCGUGUUUCUCCAGAUGCUCCUGAAGGUCAACCAAGUCCCGAUAAUGUGUAUGAAGGCAUUCCACAGGAGGCUCUUGAUGAGCUCAUCGAAUUCUUUUUCGCAUGUGUGUAUCAUAUCGAACCCAUGAAUUUUCUACACCCGGCCAUCUUUCUGCGAAACCUGAAAUAUCGUCAGGACUGCCCGUUGCUACUCAAUAGUAUGUAUUGUGUAUCUGCACGAUUUAGUCAACAUCCAGCGAUUCUACAGAGGUCAAACGAGCUACUGAGUCAAUGUGAGCAAUCUGACGAACUGCUUCAAAAGAACCCUGCUGUAAGAUUGAAACAGGACGCUCGAUAUGUUGCCGGGGAAGAAUUUUAUAUGCGGGCAAGACGUACUGUUAUGUUGGCGGUUGAGGAUGCAAGAAGUGUUACAGCCUGUCAGGCACUGAUAAUUCUAGGCUUCUACUCUUUCUCUACUGGUAGAGAAUCCACUGCUAGACAAUAUCUUUCCAUGGCAUGCUUGAUGGCAAUCACACUUCGAUUGGACGAAUCUCCCCCAGAAUAUGUAGACAUCAUCAAAGGCGGACAAUGGUCUAGAGAAAUACUCACAUGGGUUGAAAAGGAGGCCCGAUUAAGAACAUAUUGGGCUGCUUAUCUGAUGGACAAGCUAUCGAGUAUCGCUCUCAACCAACCUGCAACACUCCGUGAAGCUCCGGAGCUGCAGUUACCUGCUCCAGAGCGUGCAUGGCAAGCCGUCAGAGCACAUAGUGGAGAACCAACAGGAACUGUUGCCAGUAUUGAAGUCAAUAUAAAUCCUACUACAAUGAGACGAAUACAUGAUGAUCCAGCUAGAGCCAUCAUAACAUUAUUAAACAUAUUUGCAAGAAUCUGGGAUGUAUCAGGAGUCUACAAAUGUGAACGGAUGCUUACCACCUUGAUUACCAAGCCCACAUCAGAGAUGCCUGUCUUCAGUAGUGGUGGCGCAGUAAUGAAUAACGGAAAUAAUGAUAUUGGAAACGCUGCAUUCAGUCGUAGCAUAGAAAUCCUCGAACAGAAUGGCUGGAGUCAACUAGAAACAGAGAACUACAUGAGUGCUCGGCCUGGUCUCAUGCAGGAGCUAGCACUCUGGUGGGAAGACUUGCCAGAUCAUUAUCGAAAUGUGCCUGUAUCAGUAGUACCUCACUUGGGGUUUGUGCCAGAUUUGUGGUCCACAAAUCCUGCCUGCUGGUAUCUAUGGAAUCUCCAUAUCCUCUAUAACCUGUCGAAUCUGGUACUACACCGUCCGCUUGCCAUCGCUGCAGUUAUGCGGGGCACAAGUGAUGAGUGUGUCGAUGCUUGCAUAGGUAGUGUCAGGAACACCUCAGCAGUCAUGCAACGCAUAAAUGGUCUCAACGCAUAUCCAAACCUAUUACCGUUUGUUGCUAUUGGUAUAUAUAACAGUGGAAGCUUCCUAGCCACGAUGAAAAAAUUACAGGCGUGGCCUACGCUUCUGAAAGAAGAGGUAUGCUCGCUGGAAAAUCUCCAUGCCGAUGCUUUGGAGGCAAUCGCGGACUGGUGGUAUCCUGUGAACGAGGUUUCCGAAAAGAUGAAGGCACUCCUCAGUGCAGGAUUGGCAUCCUGA